Messenger RNA from Callorhinchus milii (elephant shark), 2943 nucleotides. RefSeq names its product adaptor related protein complex 1 subunit beta 1 (gene ap1b1). Gene Ontology annotation, cellular component: clathrin adaptor complex; membrane coat. The coding region runs from base 103 to 2856 and encodes 917 amino acids. Gene Ontology annotation, biological process: intracellular protein transport; vesicle-mediated transport. The record is from RefSeq and is a predicted model, not a curated record. Lineage: Eukaryota; Metazoa; Chordata; Chondrichthyes; Chimaeriformes; Callorhinchidae. Gene Ontology annotation, molecular function: clathrin binding. The transcript is spliced from 22 exons.
UUUUCGCUUAAAUCGUCAGGCGAAAUCUUUGAGCUCAAAGCAGAGCUCAACAGUGACAAAAAGGAAAAGAAGAAAGAAGCAGUGAAGAAGGUCAUUGCUUCUAUGACCGUUGGCAAGGAUGUCAGUGCCCUCUUUCCUGACGUGGUGAACUGCAUGCAGACAGACAACCUGGAACUGAAGAAGCUGGUGUACCUAUAUUUAAUGAACUAUGCAAAGAGUCAGCCUGAUAUGGCUAUUAUGGCUGUCAACACUUUUGUCAAGGACUGCGAAGAUCCCAAUCCACUCAUUCGAGCGCUGGCGGUGAGGACCAUGGGCUGUAUCCGGGUGGAUAAGAUCACAGAGUACCUGUGUGAACCUCUGCGUAAAUGCCUGAAGGACGAAGACCCUUAUGUCCGAAAGACUGCUGCGGUCUGUGUUGCCAAACUGCAUGACAUCAACGCACAGCUGGUGGAAGAUCAGGGAUUUCUGGACACCCUAAAGGAUCUUAUCUCUGAUUCCAAUCCUAUGGUGGUAGCAAAUGCAGUGGCAGCUCUGUCGGAGAUUGCAGAGUCCCAUCCCAACAGCAACUUGUUGGACCUUAACCCUCAGACCAUCAACAAGCUUCUAACGGCCUUGAACGAAUGCACUGAAUGGGGGCAGAUCUUUAUCCUUGAUUGCCUGGCCAAUUACAGCCCAAAGGACGAUCGAGAGGCUCAGAGUAUCUGUGAGCGUGUGACACCACGUUUAUCUCACGCAAACUCCGCGGUUGUCCUGUCAGCUGUGAAAGUUCUGAUGAAGUUCAUGGAAAUGUUACCAAAAGACUUGGAUUACUAUGGCACUUUGCUGAAGAAACUGGCACCUCCUCUUGUAACGCUGCUGUCUGCAGAGCCAGAGCUCCAAUACGUGGCCCUCAGGAACAUCAACCUUAUUGUACAGAAAAGGCCUGAAAUUCUUAAGCACGAAAUGAAGGUUUUCUUUGUCAAGUACAAUGACCCGAUCUAUGUGAAGCUGGAAAAACUGGACAUUAUGAUCCGUUUAGCUUCUCAGGCCAACAUUGCACAGGUUUUGGCCGAACUCAAAGAAUAUGCAACGGAAGUCGAUGUCGACUUUGUACGCAAAGCUGUACGUGCAAUUGGAAGAUGUGCCAUUAAAGUUGAGCAAUCGGCAGAGCGCUGUGUGAGCACACUACUCGACCUCAUCCAAACAAAAGUGAACUACGUGGUCCAGGAAGCGAUAGUGGUAAUUAAGGACAUUUUCCGCAAGUACCCGAACAAGUAUGAAAGUGUCAUUGCCACCCUGUGCGAAAAUCUUGACUCACUGGAUGAGCCAGAAGCCAGAGCCGCCAUGAUCUGGAUAGUAGGCGAAUACGCAGAAAGAAUUGAUAAUGCUGAUGAGCUUCUGGAGAGCUUCUUGGAAGGAUUCCACGACGAAAGCACACAAGUUCAGCUGCAGCUUUUGACCGCUAUCGUCAAGCUUUUCUUAAAGAAACCGACGGAGACGCAAGAGCUGGUGCAGCAAGUCCUGAGCUUAGCCACGCAGGAUUCUGACAACCCCGAUCUGAGAGAUCGGGGCUACAUCUACUGGCGUCUACUUUCCACAGAUCCAGUGGCAGCGAAAGAGGUUGUGUUAGCAGAGAAACCCUUAAUUUCUGAAGAAACGGACCUAAUUGAGCCAACUCUGCUCGACGAACUGAUCUGUCACAUAGGAACUCUGGCCUCCGUCUAUCAUAAACCACCGAGCGCGUUUGUGGAAGGCAGUCGAGGCGUUCAGCACAAGAGACUGCCACCAAGAUCAGGAUCGAAUGAAAGUACUGAGAGUCCAGAUGUUGCCCCUUCAACUGCGACCCAGCCUGGCGACCAGCAACCUGCAGUCAUUCCAUCGCAAGGCGAUCUCCUGGGCGACCUUUUGAAUCUCGAUCUAGGUCCACCAGUCAAUGUUCCUCCGAUGCCAUCCUCGACCGUACAGAUGGGAGCCAUGGACCUGCUUGGUGGUGGAUUGGACAGUUUGAUGGGUGAUGAGACUGAAGGGCUCGGAGGAGAUCUUGGUGGUAGCCCAGCUAUUGGUGCUGGAUAUGGUACUCCGGCAGUCAUGCCAACGUCUUUGAACGCACCAGUUGGAGGCUUGGGUGACCUGUUUGACCUGGCAGGUGGAGUAGGCAUGCCCACUGGUUCUUACGUGGCACCUAAAUCUGUAUGGCUGCCGGCUGCAAAGGCAAAGGGCCUUGAGAUUUCUGGCACGUUUUCGCGCCGCAUGGGUCAUAUCUACAUGGAGCUGUCUCUGAUGAACAAAGCCAUGCAAGUAAUGACGGACUUUGCAAUCCAGUUCAACAGAAAUAGCUUUGGUCUGGCACCCGCUGCUCCCCUCCAAGUCAAUGCGCCCCUCACCCCCAACCAGACGAUUGAGGUCUCUCUCCCCCUCAACACGGUCGGCCCAGUUAUGAAGAUGGACCCUCUCAGCAACCUGCAGGUUGCAAUAAAGAACAACAUUGACGUCUUCUACUUCAGUUGUCUGUACCCAAUUAAUAUGCUGUUCGUGGAGGACGGGAAGAUGGAUCGGCAGAUAUUCCUGGCCACCUGGAAAGACAUUCCAAAUGAAAAUGAAGUACAAUUCCAGAUUAAGGAAUGCCACCUUAAUGCAGAUGCCGUCACCAAUAAGCUUCAGAGCAACAAUAUUUACACAGUUGCAAAGCGGAAUGUUGAAGGGCAGGACAUGUUAUAUCAGUCUCUGAAACUGACCAACGGAAUCUGGGUGCUGGCGGAACUUAGGAUCCAGCCCGGCAACAUCAACUACACGGAUUUGGAGUUAUCACUGAAAUGCCGGGCGCCCGAGGUAGCCCAGCAUGUUUUCGGGGCGUACGAAACGAUUUUGAAGAAUUGAGAUUUUGUGUGGCGGCCGUUCUGAAGCUGAGAGGCUGCUGUGCGGAAGAUUUUCUCCCUCCUCCACCCCCCUCUCCCCUCCCCCGCC